Messenger RNA from Pocillopora meandrina, 3312 nucleotides. Lineage: Eukaryota; Metazoa; Cnidaria; Anthozoa; Scleractinia; Pocilloporidae. The record is from the annotation of a GenBank genome assembly.
CGCCAUUUUUGAAGCGAACAGGAUCAACAUGAAUAGUUCAUUUGCCCUUGCAGUUUAUUCCUGCAUUUAGCGGAAGAGUGUGAUAAAGAAAAGUUAAUUGUCCUUCCUAGCCACUGCUAGAUGGAAACUGAUCCAAAUUACGAGUUUGAAGCUCCAAAAUGGGUCGACUUUACGGAAGAUUUCGAAGAUGAAUUCAAUGACUCGGGGUACGUUCAGUAUUUUGCGAAAAGUUUAAUUUGAUGUUCUUAAAAAUGGCAUCGACUUAUUGAAUUGGUAACGAUGUUGUUUGUAGGUUUACGAUAUUAAUUUUUUCCUUUGUAUAACUUUUGUGUAAUGCACAGAAAUAAUUUAUAUAAAACAUGAAAUGUUUCGCUUUGCAGUCAGUAAUGUAUCGCCGUACGUUAAUUUAUAUUGAAGCUUAAAUAUUUUGUAACUUUUAACGUCACUUCUUCAUUGAAUUUUUCUCAAUACAGGAAGUUAGUGUAGGAAAACUUAAGCUUAUCAGCUCUUCUUUUUGUUGCAUCAAUCGCGUUUUUGUUCUGAUUUCUCAAUGAAAGUUGAGCAUUGCCAUUAUAAUCACUUUCCUUUAACUCUCAUUGCGGCAAAAUGCAUUAUGUACAGAAAUCUGCAUGAAAGCUAAAUGCCAAAUAUAUGAUGUUUUCAAUUAAAAAAAUGAGAUUUUAAUGUUGUAGUUCCUAGGCUUAAACGCUUUCCAAUGUAAUGCAAACAUUAGCAACAUGUACAUGUGUUUUGAUUGGUCCUUAGUUAUGAUCUACUGGAGGACAGAUGCAUAGAUAACAUCACCAUUAACCCUUUAACUCCCAAGAUCUCAUUAGUAAUUCUCCUUACUGUCUGCCAUAUACUUCUUGUGAUGUUAGUUUGGAGAAUUUGGUAUUGGAUCAACUAAUAAUUCCUUAGUUAAUAUUUUUCUUUAUUCUCAUCACUCGUCUGCUUGAUAUUGUAUUAAUAUUGUAAGGAGAAAUUCUGUCCUGGUCACUCGUGUUGCCAUGUGUCUGUUCAGGUACAGAUAACAGAAGAUGAUGAAAUGUGGUGAGAACAUCAGUGAAACAUUCUGGUGCAGUUUGUAUGCCACUGUUUUCGUUCUUACUACAUUAUGACAUCAUCUCUGAUCCAUUACUGAACAGACACAAGGAAGCAACUUUUGAGUCUAUUUGUGAAGCUGAUUUUGUAACUGAAUUUCUUCACAGUCUGAACAGUUCAUGGUUUGAGAAAGUCCAUCCACUUCAUGAACCAAAGGACCCAUCGCAUCAUGAUGCAACUACCAAGCCACUGCUUGCUGCUGCCCAAGUUGACAAGCCUGCCACAAGCUCAAAACCACAGCCCAAUAAACUGAAGAAAAAUUACAACAGCAAAAAGUCUCUUGGUAUAAAGUCAAUUCGAACACAACGUGGAGAACAUGAGGGCAUGAAUAAUAGAGAGAACAGUGGAAAAGUGCAAAGAGAUGUGAAGUCAUCAACAGCUAAAAAAGACGAAAAGAAGACCACACAAAGAAGUAGUUCUGAGGAGGGGAACUUAACUCCUGAAAGAUUAAGACAUCACAAACAGUGCAGUUUUACACCACCUUGGAUAAACUCCCCUCAUAACAGACCAGGUAAAGAUACCUCUUACUAACUGAGUUCAAGGUCUGUACUGUACACACAAGUUACCGACCAAGUUUUAUCUGUUUGGAUUUUUGGCAUGUGUGAAAAAUGCAAGGGCCAUUAAUCUGAGCAGGAAAAAGCAAGGUUCUGUAACUUACAGUAUGGACUAAGAAAAUGAGUUUAUAUUUGUAAUAUAGUUAUUAUAUUUCCAGGUUCAAAUAGAGGGAAAAGAUUUUAAUUCAAAGAAACUUUUGAAUUGUAUGGAGAACAGUCUGUGGAAUAUGCAUACCAAUGUCAGGAUGGAACUGGUUAAAAUUUCUUUUUUUUACAUUUCAGAAAAUGCAUCACAUGCUAACAAGAAAGAUGAUAGAAGCAGUAGCCUGAACAACAUGGCUGUCUUUUCUCCCCAACGUGUGCUGUCUAAUCAGUCUCCCAUGUCCCCUGCACCAGUGCGAAGUGUUAAACGGUCUUACACAGAAUCUGCUUCUUCACCAAAGACAUCUCUGCUAUCAAAGGCUGUCAGUGGAUAUCAGAAAGGAAAUCAACCUGGAAGGAAAAGAAGACUGUUGCCUGCCAUUCCCAGUAUAAACAAGAAUAGUCCAGGUAGUAUUUGUACAAGUCCUGCAUCACCUACUCAGCUGCGUCAUCAAAUUGAAGUCAAAGAGGGCAAAAUGAAUGAUCAAAUGUUCUCCAGAGAGGCUGCUUGUAGUGUUUCUAACAUGCCUCUUCGAGCAGUAGAUAUGUCACAAGCUGCAAGUCAAGAUCACCCUCUAGGACACCUUCAGAGUAACAACACUAUUGAAAGAGAAUUUCAGGACAAAAAUAUGUUUAGCCAAAGACCUUUAGAAGCAAUACAUGAAAACACUGCAGGCAAAGAGAAACUAAGCCAGCCCCUUGUGCAAACAGAUGGUGAAAAGAAUGCAUCCUCAAAGUGUAAAACAGUAACACAAUCUCAUGAUGCUAGUCUGGAAGCACUGUUAAAACAACACAACAAGAAAAUUGCGGCUGCAAGGAAUAAGUAUGAUGAAAAUGGCCGCAAAAUCAGAACUGCAGAGCCAAACUUUUGUCCUGCACCAGGCCACAAGUCCAUAUCUUCAUCAUCCACAGUAUUGUCACCAUCUGCUGCUUGCAAGAGGCCCACAACAGCUGUGGAACCUGUGGUUGGUGUGAAGCAGAAGCGCCGCUCUUGUGUUGCUGCUGUGAGCAGCACACAAAGUGAAAAAGCUACAUUUAAGACAAACUCAUCAUCAUCAAACACAAAUAGGAAGGGCAAGGAGGAUGUUUGUAAACAAAAAGUAAAGCAGAAACGUCGUUCAUGUGUUGCUACAUUUGGAAAUAGUGGACAUGCAAAGUUAGACAAAGAACUGCGAGAUUUAAUUGCCCAACAUAAUUCAAAAGUUAAGGCUAAGAGGUCUUAGAUUUUUUUGUGUACAGAGUUCAAGUAAUUUAAAUUAAAGUUGUAGGAAUGUGGGAUUGUAAGUGUACAUAUACUUGUCAGUCAAUUAUCAAAUGAUUUAGAUUUGAUACUGGAAUGCAAAUCAGCACAAGACCAUUUUAAACAAAGUGGAAACAGGGUGCAUUACGAUUGGCAAUGUUUGUUACAGGCAUUUAUCCAAUCUGUCUUUCAACAGCAUGAAACUGAAUUAAGAAGCUGUCCUCUAUGUGCUCCUUGUAAAAGUUGGCAAAUUUUUUGUAGGUUUGAGAUUUAAAA